AUUCAGUUGAUAAAUGUUUAAUAACAUCUCAACGGAAAACAAAUUGCGCUGACAGGACAUGAUAAGUUGCAAUCAAUUGAAUAUUCUCCAUUUUUUUUCUAGUCGAGAUGGUUUUUAGGCUGAAUUAUCAAUAAUGUCAAGCUAUUUUUCAACUAGUUAGGAUUUCGAUUAGAAAUGAUUUUGAUCUAAUCAGAAAUUUAACUGGGAACGUAUUUGCUUGCUUUAAAUUUUUAUUAUUGGUAGACCAAAUCUUCAAUUAUUGGCCAAUGUAAGCAAUUGUUCAGUUAUUCUUGAUACAGUUAUUAUUCUAUUAUUCCUUAUUUUUGACGUUCUAUCUCAUCUUACUAUCUUUAUCUUUCCAUUUUUGAAAAUUAUUUUAAGAAUUACUUGAUGAUUCGGUAGUUAAUCUUCUAUUAUUAUUCUCUAUCCAAGUAGUUCUUCAUUUGUUGUUGGAACCUUAUGCUUAUUGUCCAUAUUAGUUUAGGGUAUUUUUGCUAGUCGAAUGAUUAGUCACCAUUUUUGCUAAAUUAUAAGUAGUUUAGACCAUAGUAGUUUAGUCCAUAUUAGUAGGAUAUUUCUGCUAGUCGAAUAAUUAGACACAAUUUUUGCUAAAUCAUAAGUAGUUUAGUCCAUAUUAGUAGGAUAUUUCUGCUAGUCGAAUAAUUAGUCACAAUUUUUGCUAAAUCAUAAGUAGUUUAGACAUGGAAAUGGACAGGUCGAUUGAGUUAGAUGAAGAAAAUCGAAAUUUUUCGGAUAGAUAUGAAGACAACUGUAAACCACAAGAAAGUCAGGCUAAGGGAGACAAGAAUUCCAACUUUCUUGGAAGCAGUUUGCAUCUUGAUAACGAAAAUGAUGUGUCUAAAAAUUCGGGUUUGAAGCAAAAUUUAGGAACAGAUGUUUCUAGUUUGAGUCCUUCUUUUGACGAAAACGCUUCAUCGGAAAUGGGUGAUGAUUUGGAGUGUGAGAAGGAAGGCUUGUUGGAAGAAGAAGAGAAAUUCCUUGAUAACUCGAAAGAAAUUGAUAUUUUGACUGAAGCUAGUAUUGAUCUCGAAAAUUAUUUACUGGAGGACAAUUUAAUGGAAGCAAAGAAUGAUAAUGUAGAUGUGAUGAAGAUGAGAGAUGUAGAGGGAGAUAAGAUGGAAGUAGUUGAGAAAGAAAGUGGUGGAAACCUGGAGAAUAUUGUGGGAAAAAAUAGAGGAGAAAAGAGAAAGGAGACAGCUACUAAUUUCAACAAUAAUAAGAGAAUGAAGGAGAAUGAAGUGGAGAGAGAUGCUCAAAAGGGAACACGUGAUAGUGCAGAUUCCCCUGUUUAUGAAGAUAAUAAAUUAGACGAGUCCAAUUUAGAUGAAAUUAUGGAGGUUGAAAGUUUGAAACAAAAUGAGGAUGAAGACUUUACAAAUAAGGAUGUAAAUAGAGAACAAUUUUCUGUUUAUAAGAAUAAAAAGGAAGUAGCACAAACUGAAAAGGUAGAGAUAGAAGAAGGGAUACUUGUUACAUUCUCUUGUGAUGUCGAAAAUGAAAUGUACUAUGAAGAGGAACCUCUUGUCGAUCUAGAUAAAGAACCAGCCAAUGUUUCUCAUUGUGUUUCAAAUGGAGAUGGAAUUGAAACAAAUCUCCCACACAAUACAAACAAUGUUAAUGCUCUGUCAGGUGAAAAUACAGAUGAAGAAUUACUACUAAAUGAUGUUAACAAUGAGGAUGAACUUAUUAUCUCACUCUACCAGAACCAAGAGAUCAAUGAGGCAGAGCUAUUGCUAGAAGGAGAAGAAAACUGUGUGGAAAUGCUUUCCUUGGAUAAAAACAAGGAGAGGGAAAAUGUGGCAAUUCCUACCAAGGAUGGAGGGGAGCUCAAUUUGUUUAAUCCUGUCAAAGAUUCAGGAAAACAGUUGAUUUCCCUAGUUGAAAUUGGUAACCCAGAAAAAGAUGAGCGAUCGAUUCCUGUCAAAGAUAUGAAGGAUGGAUGUAAGAGGUCUUCAGUACUUGAAAAACCUCAAAAUUCUCCCAUAAACGAGGACAUUGGUUAUGAGUAUGAUUCAAAACCAUUUACCGUUCAGACUAGUAGCUCACCAGCCUCUAGAUUCAGUUCCCAACGUUCCCCAACUACAGAAACAGUUGGUUUGCAACCAAGACUCUCUCUAGAUUUUGCAUCAUCUUUGAAACCUACCUCUCAUUCAACACCUGCCACCUCAAAACCAUACUCCCAUUCGACAUCAAUGUCCUCAAAACCAUACUCCCAUUCUACAUCGAUGUCCUCAAAACCAUACUCCCAUUCGACCCCCAUGUCAUCAAAACCAUACUCCCAUUCUACACCCACCACCUCAAAACCAUACUCCCAUUCUACACCGAUGUCCUCAAAACCAUACUCCCAUUCUACACCCACCACCUCAAAACCAUACUCCCAUUCGACACCAAUGUCAUCAAAACCAUACUCCCAUUCGACCCCCAUGUCAUCAAAACCAUAUUCCCUUUCGCAACCCACAUCCUACUGUACCCCUGCCAAAACCGUCCUACUAAACUGGAAACCGGCUGUCUUCAGACGCAGCAAACAGCUCUUGUCUGACACUGAUUCACCAAUAAUCGAAGAAGACAGCAAUGAUGAUGACGAUGAUGAUUUCGAUAUAUCGCUGAUGAAAUUGGAACAGAAAUUGGCGGAAAUCGAGAACGAACAGGAAACUCCAUCAAACUUCAGUAAGAAUUGUUCCAAGAUGGAGGCCUACCAUAAGACAAUUGUGGCGGAGCGGGAAGAAGACUGCCUGAAGCUGGAGGAAGUUAUGGCGGAGUUAUCCAGUCAGUUUUUGGAUUUCCAAAAAGGUCUGGAUCAAGAUUCUCAAGAUGUGUCACAAAUCAGCAACAUGGAUUCACAGAAACUUGCAACCAUCACCGAAGAGGGUGAAGAUGUUGCAAUGCAAGAUGGGUCGAUGGUCGAUGAGGAUGUGGAUUUUGCCAAUGAACAGAAUGAUACUGUGAUCGAGGUGAAGGUUGCAGAUAGUGCUAGUACUAAAGAAGAAGGAGAUACGUUGAGAUUGACCUGUUCUAGUAUGAAUGAAACUGUUGUAACAGAGGCUACGUUGCCGUCAGAUGAUUUCAAGUCUCAGACAACAUCAAACUAUGACAAUUCAGGAACAAAAGUAGAUCAAGUCAAGUUUGACACAUCAAACCUACUGACAGGAUGCAAAUCAAAAGUAGAUCAAGUCAAGUUAGAGACAACAUCAACCAUACUGCCAGGAUCCACAUCAAAAUUAGAUGAUGUCAAGUUAGACCUAGAUCUUGCAUCUGGGUCAACAUCUUAUUUGAUGUUAGAUACAUCAGAUUCAGAUGUUGUCUACCUAGGGACUGAAGUGUCAGGAAAAUCAUCAAAUUCAGAUGCUGUUAAGUUAGGAUCUACAUCAGGGAUAACAUCAGAUUCAGAUGUUGUCUACCUAGGGACUGUAGUGUCUAAAAAAUCAUUGGAUUCAGAUGUUGUUAAGUUAGCGUCUACAUCAGGGAUAACAUCAGAUUCAGAUGUUGUCAAGUUAGGGUUUACAUCAGGUUUGGAGUCAGUGAUAACAUCAGGUUCAGAUGAUGUCAAGUUAGGGUCCACAUCAGGUCUAGAGUCAGGGAUAACAUCAGAUUCAAAUUAUGUCAAGUUAGGGCUUACAUCAGGUUUGGAGUUAGUGAUAACAUCAGGUUCAAAUUCUGUCAAGUUAGGGUCCACAUCAGGUUUAGAGUCAGGAAUAACAUCAGAUUCAAAUUCUGUCAAGUUAGGGUUCACAUCAGGUCUAGAGUCAGGAAUAACAUCUUAUUCAGAUGGUGUUAAGUUAGGGUCCACAUCAGGUCUAGAGUCAGGGAAUGCAUCAGGUUCAGAUGCAGUUAAGUCAGGGUCAACAUCAGAGAUAACAUCAGAUUCAGAUGUUGUCAAGUUAGGGUCCACAUCAGGCUUAGUGUCAGGGACAAAAUCAGAUACAGAUAUGGAGUUAGAGACACCAUCAUACUCAGAAAUGGAGUUGGAGACAGCAUUAAGUGGUGUUGAGUUACAACCAGAAACAAGCGCAAAAAUCGAGGACACCGUUGAAUCCAAAGAGAUUGCAACAUCGGAUAAGCUUGAAACUGCAUCAGGUGCUACAUCAAAUGAGGUUACAACAUCAAAUGAGGUGACAGCAUCAAGUGCUACAUCAAAUGAGGCGACAACAUCAAGUGCUAUAUCAAAUGAGGUGACAACAUCAAGUGCAGAUCCAGUGCUUCAUUUAACAUCAAAUUAUGAUGUCGCGGUCAUCUCGUAUUCACCAAAACCAGUGGAAGUGAAAGAGAUUUCGGAUUAUGACAAGAGAAACCUGGAUUUUGUCAGUGAUGAUCCCCUCGAGAAUCAGGAUAACUUCGAUCCCAAGUGGGAAAUCUGGAAGAGUUUCACCAACGACCGAGAUAGGUACAGAGAAAUCGCAAAACGCUGGCGCAACUCAUCUAUACCGAAUUCGAACGAGAACCUGACUUUUCGCAUGUGCGACGCGCGCAUCAGGUUCAAGGCCCUCCAAAGUUCUAGUUCGGGUUUGUCCGGCAAGAAGAACAAAAAGUUGCGAAUACAAAUGAAGAAAAGAAAAUUUCAGGAGGCAUUCAAUGCACCACCUGACGAACCGCCGGCGAAACGGCAACGUUGCACGGUGGCCACACAAAUCUUUGACAAGGAGAUCAGCGCUCUGCUGCGCACACUGGAAGGCCGACGGUACAGCAUUCAGCAACGCCUCAAUCAGCAGCUGAAUCAUCUGGCAGAGAGACAGGAGCUGGAAACCUACUGA
Molecule: messenger RNA, 4769 nt
Organism: Nilaparvata lugens (brown planthopper)
Lineage: Eukaryota; Metazoa; Arthropoda; Insecta; Hemiptera; Delphacidae
Product: cell wall protein DAN4
Exons: 3
Coding region: 702-4769 (1355 amino acids)
Source: RefSeq, a predicted model, not a curated record